GUCCCGGGUCGGGCAGGCGCCAUGGAAGCGUCGGGCCCCGUCCCCUCCGCCGCCGCAUGCGCAUACAGCAGCUGCUACUGUGAGGAAAAUAUCUGGAAGCUGUGCGAAUACAUCCAAAACCGUAAUCGGUAUCCUCUGGAAGAAUUUUAUGCCGUCUUCAUAUCGAAUGAGAGAAGGAUGGUUCCGAUCUGGAAGCAACGAGCCGAGCCAGGAGACGGACCCGUAAUCUGGGAUUACCACGUAGUUCUGCUUCACCUUUCCAGUGGAGGACAGAGCUUCGUCUAUGACCUCGACACCGUGUUGCCGUUUCCGUGCGCCUUCGACGCGUACGUAGAGGACAGCUUUAAAUCCGACGACGACAUUCUGCCUCGGUUUAGAAGGAAACUGAGAGUGAUUCCGGCAGACUGUUAUCUGAAGAACUUUGCCUCCGACCGAUCUCACAUGAAAGAUUCCAGCGGAAACUGGCGGGCUCCCCCUCCCCUCUACCCCUGCAUCGAAACGGCGGACAGCAAGAUGAACCUGGACAGUUUUAUCAGUAUGAAUCCUGAGACGGGGUGGGGGGCUGUGUACCCCCUCCCCGACUUCGUGCGGCGAUUCAGCUGCAAGCGCUGAGCUCGGCCGUCGGACGUGGAAGCGUGGAGCGAUGCGGGGACUGGCGCCUGCCUUCUCUCCGCGACGACUUCAGAUCCGGUGCCGCGGAGCCUUUGUAGCCUUUGGAGGAGGUGGCCCGACGUUCGGCGCCAUCCCCCUUUUAACCCCUCCUGGUUAACGGGGAGUCCGGCGGAGAUCAUAAACUGGACGGGGGAGACAUCGAGGGGACCGGACCCAAAGGGUGUCCGAGAAAGUUGUUCUUUAUUUCCGUCGUUUCGAUUUCCCCCUUCGGCGAAUGACGGUCCGUCCGGGGAGCGGUACGGUCCUCUCGAUGGACGAGACGAAGGUGUCCGUCCGCUGUAAUCUGUUUGCCUGGUUUCUGUCUUCUGGAACUGUACCGAAAAGGAGGGAUCGGAAUACGGGAUCGUUGAUAAUGAUGAUGAUCGCAAUAAUAAUAAGAGUCGUGGUAAUCAGUAAGUGCUUACCGUGCACCGGGUGGUAAGUACAAAACAAUCACAUCAGA
Ornithorhynchus anatinus (platypus) is the source of this 1114-nucleotide messenger RNA. It is a transcript of the gene NTAQ1, whose product is annotated as N-terminal glutamine amidase 1. Gene Ontology annotation, cellular component: nucleus; cytosol. The record is from RefSeq and is a predicted model, not a curated record. Bases 22 to 612 code for a protein of 196 amino acids. The transcript is spliced from 6 exons. Gene Ontology annotation, molecular function: protein-N-terminal asparagine amidohydrolase activity; protein-N-terminal glutamine amidohydrolase activity. Lineage: Eukaryota; Metazoa; Chordata; Mammalia; Monotremata; Ornithorhynchidae.